Argentina anserina (silverweed cinquefoil) is the source of this 2553-nucleotide messenger RNA. RefSeq names its product RNA polymerase II C-terminal domain phosphatase-like 4. Gene Ontology annotation, cellular component: nucleus. The record is from RefSeq and is a predicted model, not a curated record. NCBI's taxonomy places the organism in Eukaryota, Viridiplantae, Streptophyta, Magnoliopsida, Rosales, Rosaceae. The transcript has 4 exons. The coding region runs from base 104 to 2416 and encodes 770 amino acids. Gene Ontology annotation, molecular function: RNA polymerase II CTD heptapeptide repeat phosphatase activity.
CCGACUCUGCAAACCCUAAACCCCCAAAUCGCCGAUUUCCAAUUCCACAAGAUUCAAUCUUUCUCUCCCACUCAACCCUCAUAUCUCUAUAUUCAUCUUCACAAUGAGUCUUGCCGUCGAUUCCUCGAUACCCGGCGGCGAAGAUCCGGGCGACGACUUCGCCGGGUUUCUAGACGAAGUACUGGAUUCUGAAUCCGAUGCCGACGCCGAAAGCGUUCAGAGCCCAAAACGGCGAAAACUGGAGGCGGAGAGUAAUGGGUCGUCUUUAAUUUCAAGCUCUGAAGUUUUGGAAGUAGAAAAUAAUGGUUCUUUGUGUGAACAUCUGGCUGGGUCGUAUAAAGACAUGUGCUUGGUUUGUGGGAAGAGAUUGGAUCAGGUCGAGAAUGAGAGUGAGAAAUGGGAGUUGGAGGAGUUGACGGUUAAGAGCCUUGGUGAAAUUGACCAAGGAAGACGCAACAAAAAGACGAGGGAGUUGCUCGGAGACAAGAAGCUUCAUCUGGUGCUUGAUUUGGAUCACACAUUGCUCAAUACUACUGCGGUGGCGUGCUUGACGCCGCGGGAAGAGUACUUGUUAGGGACAGAUCACAAGCUGGAAGGCGUUUUCUUGGUGCGAAAUUCGGCAAUGGAUUUGGUAACAAAGCUGAGGCCUUUUGUUGGGGAGUUUUUGGAGGAGGCGGCCGAGAUGUUUGAAAUGUCUGUUUACACAAUGGGGGACCGGCCUUACGCGCAGCAGAUGGUUAAGCUGUUGGAUCCGCGGGGAGUGUUUUUUGGUGAUAGAGUUGUGUCGAGAGAUGACAGCACCAAGAAAUUCGAGAAGAAUUUGGAUCUUGUGUGUGCUAAGGAGAGCGCGGUUUUGGUGCUUGAUGAUACACAAGGAGUGUGGACAGAGGGGAAUCAGAAGAAUGUGAUACUAAUGCAGAGGUAUCUGUUUUUUAGGAGCAGUUACGACUCUUUUGGCUUCAAGCAUUGUGUGUCUCAUUCGGAGUUGAAGACCGACGAAAUAGAGGAGCAUACACAACGAACGUACCUAGGAGCUAUCCUUCAGCUUCUUAAGCUAAUCCACGGCAUGUUUUUUGAUGCCGGAGUUGCUGCGGGGGCGAAUGUAGUUGAGAGAGAUGUGAGGCCAGUGUUAGAAAGAAUAAGGAGUCGAGUUCUGAAGGGGUGUAAAAUUGCCUUCGGCUGUGCUUUGGCAUCAGACGCCCAAGCUGAUAUGUGGAACAUGGCAGAGAAGUUGGGAGCGGUUUGUUCGAAGGAGGUAAUGGAUGCGUCUGUGACACAUGUGAUUGAAACAGACGCGGAAACACAGAAUUCAAAAUGGGCAGUGAAAGAGGGAAAGUUUCUUGUCCAUCCACAGUGGAUUCAGGCUGCAAGUUUCUUGUGGCAAAAGCAACUGGAAGACAGGUUCUCUAUAUCAUUGAAAUUGGUUAACUCAAAGAUGAGUUCGGUGACUCUCUAUCAUCCAAUGCAUGACAAUUCUGGUCAUGAAUUUAUCAUCAGUGAGGUUGCUGCUACAAGUAGUGAUUAUGAGAGGACAACAAAAAGGUGCAAGACUUCUUUGUCUGAUCACUGGGAUAACUCUGCUAUGAGCGUUGGUUUCAUUCAUACCCAAGGGGGUCUUCACCUGCUGGCUCUCACAAAACUCAGUGAUCUGACCCCAGAAGAAGAAGAAUAUCUAAACAAUAAAACACAGCCUGUUAAAGAUGGUUUCAAAGUGCAAGAUUCUGAUGACGGUAUGAACCCUAUGAUUAUCAAGUUGAGGCCCUAUAUUAGAACCUUUCUCAAGAAAGUAAGUGGCAUGUUCGAAAUGUAUGUUUACGAAGAUGCUCCUCGAUCUCUUGUGUGGAAGAUGGUUGGGCUACUGGACCCUAAGAAUGAUUGUGGCCGGAAGAGGGGCAUGUCUCUAUGUGAGUUGAACAAUGAUGAAGGGGGAAAUUAUCUUGCAGAUGUUCUUCAACAUCUUAGGCGAAUACACAGCAGGUUCUUUAAUGAUCGAGUGAUGUGUGAUGAGGUUUUCAACAGAGAUGUGAGGUUGGUGUUAGAAAGUCUCAAAAAGAUUUCUGAGACCGAUAAGCUUCGGUUGAGGAAGAAGGCAGUAUCAAACUGUAUGUGGAAAGACAGUAUUAACCGGAAGAAGAUGACAAAGCAUAUGGAAGAGCAGUCACCGCCGGAAGCUUCUUGUGUUAAAAAUCUAGAUGAUCCAGAAUCACCAGUGGUGGUUGCAGUAGCUGAUCAUAUUGGACCGGCUCCUUGGGUACAUCCGAGCUGGUCUGAAAAAUCAAUCCAUUUGUGGAAAAAGAGUCACGCAGACCAGGCCAUCACCGAGCAAAGCAAAUUGAUUUGCAGCUCAAAUUGGAACACUGGAAUAGAUAAUCAGCGGGGGAAUGAGGAAGUUGACCUUAGGAGGCCUGAGGAAUAGCACUAGAAUUAUUCAGUGUUGAACUACAAAUUCUUGUUGGGACUUUUGAGAGUUCAUCAUCUGUUGCUUUGCUCCUUUCUUCUUCUUUUUCAUAUAGUAGAAGUUCAGCAGAUCUCUCAAGAUAGUUAACCCCCAAA